Molecule: messenger RNA, 444 nt
Organism: Suillus plorans
Lineage: Eukaryota; Fungi; Basidiomycota; Agaricomycetes; Boletales; Suillaceae
Exons: 1
Coding region: 1-444 (147 amino acids)
Source: RefSeq, a predicted model, not a curated record
AUGCGUCCUCGAGGAUCUCGUACUGGAGACCAAUACUUGAGCACAUCACACUUCAUCCAUGUUAGGCCGAUGUUUGAGAUGGCAUGGAUACCCUUCUUGGCUGAAUUGUUCAGCCCACUUCAAACUACGGAUGGCCUUGAGAUAGCUUAUCUCUGCUUGUAUGAAUUCAAGAAUGCCAUCCGCAUAGUUUACUCCUUCGAUGUGGACCUCGAACGCAAUGCGCAUGUUAGUACCCUUGUGAAGCUCACACUGUUUGUUGAACCCAUUUACCUCAGGGACGUGUUCUUGUGGGAGCUCAUUUCAAACGCCAAUGAUACACUCGACAAGCGUUGGUUCACCGCGGUCACAGAGAAGAGCAUGUGGGAUGGUGUCUCCCCUUUGAACCUUACUAUCAAAAACAGAGAAGGCAUGAGUGGCAACGCAGGGCGGCUUGAUCGCCUUUGA